Molecule: messenger RNA, 897 nt
Organism: Cylicocyclus nassatus
Lineage: Eukaryota; Metazoa; Nematoda; Chromadorea; Rhabditida; Strongylidae
Source: the annotation of a GenBank genome assembly
AUGUUCGAAGAGAAACUUGUCGUCGGUGUGGCCUCCACCUGCUCCACCUUGGCCAUCGUUGCCUGCCUUCUGGUUGUACCCUCUCUGUACAACACUAUCAACGAAAUCCACGAUGAGGUUCUCGACGGAGUCUCUGUGUUCCGCGUUGAGACCGACGCUGCAUGGGCCCAAAUGAUGGACUACCAAGUCACCGUCUCUCCACCAUCCAAGCCUCGCCAGAAUCCAUUCGCCUCAAUCUUCCGUGAGAAGAGACAGGCCCUCCCAGCUUACUGCCAGUGCACUCCUCCAACUGUCAACUGCCCACCUGGACCACCAGGACCACCAGGACAGCCUGGACAGCCUGGACAACCUGGACAACCUGGACCACCAGGACCAGACAACACCGUCACCUACGCUCCCAUCCAAUGCCCUGGCAGCAACCCUGGUUGCAUCGAUUGCCCACCAGGACCACCCGGACCACCCGGAAAUGACGGACAGCCCGGUAACCCUGGACCCGACGGACAGCCCGGACAGCCCGGACAGCCCGGAAACGAUGGACAACCCGGACCACUCGGACCUCCCGGAGAUGCUGGAUCACCAGGAAACCCAGGACCCGACGGACAACCAGGAAACCCAGGACAAGACGGAACCACUGGAACAGGCACCCCUGGAGGCCCUGGACCCGCUGGACCCCAAGGACGACCCGGAAACAACGGAGGACCAGGACAGGCUGGACAACCCGGAAACAUUGGACCACCUGGACCAGCUGGACAACCUGGAGCUCCAGGAAAUCCUGGACCCGAUGGACAGCCCGGACAGCCUGGAGGACCAGGAACUCCUGGAAAUGAUGCUGCCUACUGUCCUUGCCCACCUCGUUCUACUGUAUACGUCAAUCGUCGCAAGCUGGCUAAGCACUAA